Messenger RNA from Aspergillus fischeri NRRL 181, 1320 nucleotides. RefSeq lists its product as uncharacterized. The record is from RefSeq and is a predicted model, not a curated record. Gene Ontology annotation, molecular function: zinc ion binding. Lineage: Eukaryota; Fungi; Ascomycota; Eurotiomycetes; Eurotiales; Aspergillaceae. Bases 1 to 1320 code for a protein of 439 amino acids. The transcript has 2 exons.
AUGGAUUCGCAGGCGGAGGGGUCAGCAUUCACUGAAGGCGGCGCUGCGAUGAAUAGCUCCAGUAUAGAGAGCCGGUCAGGCGGAGAAGAGUCGGCUGGGCUGUCAGCCGUCCAGGCGAACUCCGGCAUCGUAUAUGACCUCGCUCGGUUGGACGGUGACUCGGAGGCGAGGGCGCUUGUUGGACUGACGAGUCACUUUGAUGUUGUCGGCUGCUGCUCGAUAUCGGGGGGCUAUGAUUUUCAGUUGUCAGAACGGCCGCGGGUUCAUAUCGGAUCUGAUGCUUAUACGUGCACCUGUCUGACCUUCUCGGGCCAUCCUGAGGUGGCCUGCCAGCAUAUUUUCUGGCUUCUUGAUCAGUUACACGGCUGCUUCAUCUCCCAGCCACCCGAAUCUGAUGUGCCGUUGUCAGAAAACGGGUUCUCUGAGGAAUUCCCCCGUAUUGAGCAGCUUCUUGAGGGCAAGCUUGAGGCCGUAGCUGAACAGCUAAACUGGCAGUAUCUUCGCAGCGAGUGGGAGGGGGGCAUGAGUCGCCUCCAGAAAGUGAGAGAUAUCAUUUCCGCCUUUAGUACAUCCACAGUCCUCGAAGACUUUCGCAAUGACCUCGUGGAACAUGCAGAUCAAUCACGCACUCCAGAACAGUGCGUGGUCCAGGGUGAUUUUGAAGCCACCAUGGUACGACUAGCCCUACAUGAUGACGCUGUCUUCUCCAGUCUAUGCAAGGCGAUGCCUCCCGGCGCUUGUGCGGCGAUCUAUUUCGACAAGAUGCAGGAGAAGACGCGCAGGCUCCUGGCUGACUUUGAUCGCUAUUGUCAAGUAGGGCAGCUGCCUGCAGACAGCACGGGUCUGGAUGUCGACGAUGUUGUCGAACAGCUGCAACGAAACGUCAACCGCAUUGAGCAAAACAUCGUUGCCCGCGCACCGCAUGGCAUGGAAGGCGCCGCAAAGGCCCUCGUGACACUGCUCGAGGACAUCUGCAGCCGGAACAAGGAUUCUCUAGACGGUAAUACAUGGGGGCGGGCAACAUUUCACGGAGAGGAUGAGGACCAGCGGAAUCUUUACCACCAGCUCAUCGGCAGAACAGACGAGACCGGGGACUUCUUCAUACUCGAUGCGCUCGAGAAGCUACAGCCCGCGGUUUUGGGUGGAUUCGCAGACAGACUGGGCAGGAUCCUGCAGAAGAACGAGGUGAAUAGAGCUCCCAAAGCCUAUAUUCUGAAGUUGGGCGCUCUAGUACGCCUGGCCGAAUCGACUUCUACUACAUCUGGGCAGAAACGCCCGGCCACGGCUACGUCUGGUGGAGAUACCAAACGCAGUCGAUGA